AAAUUUAGCUUAUUUUUCUUCCCCUUUUCAGUGCACAUUGUUAUCUUUCGAAUAUUGUACAUAUAAUGUGCUUUGAGAACCAGAAGAAGAAAGCAUGCCUUUCUGGGACAUUAUUUACUUGCAGUUUUAAUGGAUUUAGGGUGUUUCCAUGACCCUGUUAUUAGAGAAUUGUUGAAUUUACUAGCUGGGCUUCUUUCAUAUUCCUCCUUCAGUUCCAUAUGAGCCUACUCGAAGGUGACCUUGGAGAUACAUAAUCGACUGUGCAUUGUAUUGAAUUAUAGUUCUUGAUGGGAAAGAAAAAGAGCUGGCUUAGUGCGGUGAAAAGACUUUUCAUUCCUGAGGGAAAACGAGAGGAAGACAAGAAGUCUAAGAGAUGGGGAUGGUUUUUUGGAGGGAUUAAGACCAAACAAUUGCCCGCAAUUUCAGUGCCACAAAGAACUUUGAUCGAAGCAAAUGAAGAGCAGAGAAAGCACGCCAUGGUUGUUGCUGUUGCAACGGCUGCUGCAGCUGAAGCUGCUGUCAGUGCUGCACAUGCUGCAGCUGAAGUUGUCCGGUUGACAAGUACCCCUAGUAACUUUGGGAAGACAACUCGCAACUUGGCUGCAACUAAAAUUCAAACCUACUUCCGUGCCUAUCUUGCACGAAAAGCACUGAAGGCACUCAAAGGAGUCGUUCUGCUUCAAGCCGUGAUUCGAGGCCAAAAUGUCAGACGACAAAUCAUUACUCACAUGAAGUCUCUGCAGUCUAUUUUAAAGCCACAAUCACAAGUUCAUCAGAUUCAUGUCCCCACCAGUGAGGAAAGGUGUGUACAUGGAAACGAUAUCCAGUCAUUUAGCCCCAAAAAGAUGUUGGUAAACAAAGACGAGAACAAUAAGCUGGGAUGCAAAAGCAGCACCACCUGGGAUUACAGCUUGUUUACAGAAGAGGAUAUGGAAGUCUCAUGGUUACCUAAGAAAGAUGGUAGUGCAAAAAGAGACCGAAUGAAGAAAUCCUACUCCCAUAGGGAGAGACCAAAUAACAUAGUUUCUGGAGAAUACUCAAAUAAAGAAGAUGGCGGAAAGAGGCCAUGGUUUGAAGAGCUUCAAGACGUUAAAAUACGAGCAGCCAAAAAAGGUCAGAAGUUCAAGGAAAAGACAGAAUCAAACUUCAUUGAUAUAGUUUCAACUGGAAGAACACAACAUAAACUGAAAAAUGUAGUGAAGGGGGAGUCAAUGGAGGUAUUAAACUCUUCUCUUACACUCCCACGAAGAUCAUUUUCAAGAACAAACAAGAAAGAGUACUCAAUUGUGGACGACACUUCUUUACCACAUUCUCCGGUUUUUCCAGCUUACAUGGCUGCCACGGAAUCUGCCAAAGCAAAGAUAAGAUCUGCAAGCACCCCAAGGCAACGCCUCGCACAUAUAGAUUUUUCUUCUGUCCAUAAUUCACUAUAUAAGCCCGUGCUAUCUUCUUGGACCUCAUGGGAUGGAGAACUGCCUGAAUUUAGAGGAAAGGGUGCCACUUCUCUGCAUAAAUCGCAAAAAUUAUGAGGCAAAAUUACCCUGAAAAAUAUGCUGAAAGUUGAUUCACUGAUAUCAUCUUAUGUUAGCUCGUAACAUCACAUAGACAAAAAGAUUAAGCUACCUUGUACUUGAAAUCGUUUGUUAUAUAAGUGUUCCCUAGGUUUUUGAGUGGUUAACAUAUAAAGCUCCCUGUUCUUGGUUGAUUUAUUCUGUGAUUAAUAGUUUUAUUGUUACUUUUCCCA
Messenger RNA from Daucus carota subsp. sativus, 1744 nucleotides. RefSeq names its product protein IQ-DOMAIN 12-like. The record is from RefSeq and is a predicted model, not a curated record. The coding region runs from base 288 to 1529 and encodes 413 amino acids. The transcript has 6 exons. NCBI's taxonomy places the organism in Eukaryota, Viridiplantae, Streptophyta, Magnoliopsida, Apiales, Apiaceae. Gene Ontology annotation, molecular function: protein binding.